This is a messenger RNA of Zingiber officinale, 2075 nucleotides long. RefSeq names its product carboxyl-terminal-processing peptidase 2, chloroplastic-like. The coding region runs from base 163 to 1827 and encodes 554 amino acids. Gene Ontology annotation, molecular function: serine-type peptidase activity; endopeptidase activity; protein binding. NCBI's taxonomy places the organism in Eukaryota, Viridiplantae, Streptophyta, Magnoliopsida, Zingiberales, Zingiberaceae. Gene Ontology annotation, biological process: proteolysis. The record is from RefSeq and is a predicted model, not a curated record. The transcript is spliced from 13 exons.
CGGUCGGAACUCCUCCGCCACACUCCCUCUUCCCUUCCUCCUCGGAGCGUCGGCUUCGGUUGCUGUCUCGAAGACGGUGAGAGCUGCUCGCUUCGCCGUUCCGAGCAAGCGAACGAUAGGAGUCGCUUCCUUUAUCUUGUCUCAGUUUUGUUCUCGCCGUCGAUGGAAGCCAUCGUUGCUCUCUCUCGGUUUCCUCUCCACUCUCGAUGUCUUCCGUCAAGGUUCACGCUGACGGACAGGAAUUCUAGAUGCUACCAGCAUCCGUGCUCUCGAACCCCUCGCGAGGAUGCUCGUGUUAUGUGGAAAUUUCGAGCCUAUACUAUUGCUAUAUGCCAUUCUAGUAGGUCACUACAAUGUGUAUCCUUUAGCUUGAAAGGAAGAACAAAAAGCUCUGGAGCUGUUAAGAGAGCUGAUGAAUCUUUAUUGUACAGCUCUUUUCUUCAGACCUCUCAGGGACUCAACAAAAAACUGUCUUGGUAUGUCUCAUUGCCGGUCAGAGUUGGCAAUCUUGUAGGAUUUCAUGCCAAGAUCCAUAAAUGUCUUGGUUGGCAAGAGGGGUUCAAGCACUAUGUCUCCAUUUUUCUCUAUCGCUUGCUCAUCAGUGUGAUGCUUGUCAUAUCAUUAUCUGUGACCAUCAAUAAAACACCUGCAUUGGCACUUACUGAGGAAAAUCUUCUUUUCCUUGAGGCAUGGAGAGCAGUGGAUCGUGCAUAUGUUGACAAAACCUUCAAUGGCCAAAGUUGGUUUCGUUAUCGGGAAAGCGCGCUUCGUAAUGAACCAAUGUCUACUAGGGAGGAAACAUACAAAGCAAUAAAGAAAAUGCUUUCAACAUUGGAUGAUCCUUUCACCCGAUUCUUAGAACCUGAGAAAUUCAAGAGCUUGCGGUCUGGCACACAAGGUGCUCUCACAGGUGUAGGGUUGUCAAUCGGCUACCCUUUAGUUGUUGAUGGAACACCUUCUGGGCUUGUUGUUGUCUCUUCGGCACCAGGAGGUCCUGCUAAUAAAGCUGGCAUUCUAUCUGGAGAUAUUAUCUUGGCAAUUGAUGGUGAAAGUACAGAAGACAUGGAUAUAUAUGAUGCUGCUGACCGUUUACAGGGAACUGAAGGAAGUGUGGUUAAAUUAGUCAUUUGCAGUGGAAUUGAGACUAAGAAUGUAAACCUGAGGCGUGAAAAAGUGAAGUUUAGUCCAGUCAAGUCACGACUCUGUGAAGUUUCAAGAUCAGGAACAGAAAAAUCCAUGGUUGGAUAUAUCAAACUGACAUCUUUUAAUCAAAAUGCUUCAGGAGAAGUUAAGAAUGCGAUAGAUACUUUAAGAAGCAAUGGUGUGAAAGCCUUUGUGUUGGAUCUCAGAAAUAAUAGUGGCGGCCUUUUCCCUGAAGGAAUUGAGAUUUCAAAGAUUUGGUUGGACAAAGGUGUUAUUGUUUAUAUAUGCGAUAACCGUGGUGUUCGAGAUAUUUAUGAGGCAGAUGGAAGCAAUAGUGUUGCAGUAUCUGAACCUUUAGCUGUGCUGGUAAACAAAGGAACUGCAAGUGCGAGUGAAAUAUUAGCUGGAGCACUGAAGGACAACAAACGAGCCGUUUUAUUUGGGGAACCUACUUUUGGAAAGGGGAAAAUACAGUCUGUUUUCGAGCUGUCCGAUGGUUCUGGGUUAAUUGUUACAGUUGCUCGAUAUGAAACCCCUGCGCACACAAAUAUCGACAAGGUUGGCAUAAUUCCAGACCAUCCCCUUCCAACUCCAUUUCCAGAGGAUGAAGAUGAAUUCUGUAGCUGCCUAGUGAAUCCUUCCUCUCCUUGCAAUCUUAAUCCUGCACAACUGUUUUCUGGAUGACCUAAAUAAACUCUCGUUUUUCUGGGUUGCUGUUUCUCAUUCAUUAUGUAUUGUAAGAUCUGUUCCUAUUAAUUGUCGACACAGUAUGAAAUAUAUGUAACAAACAAUCUAUUUUCUCUCCUUUCCCCAUGAUUCAAUGCAUAAAAUGUACAUUAAGCUUCAGAGAAACUCUGAAAGCCAAGUGGAGAUGGGGUUUCAUGAAGGCUAUAUCAACUCCCCUAUUUUUAUGAAACAUCUUAUAGAUCAUA